AUGACGACAACAAGAUUCAUCUGUUUAAUGCUAGUAUCUGUUGUGGGAGCUACUGCAAGUGAAACUCAAGAAUUUGAAGGCAACAAGGAGGAAACAGAACAAGAAUUCAUUUACAUGAACAGAUACAAGCGUUCCAGUGAGACACAGGACAAGUGCACUUAUACCUUUAUUGUACCUCAGCAGAGAGUGACAGGUGCUAUUUGUGUAAACUCUAAGGAGCCUGAAGUUCUACUUGAAAACAGGGUAAACAAGCAAGAGUUACAGUUACUUAACAAUGAACUUCUUAAACAAAAGAGACAAAUCGAAACUCUCCAGCAACUGGUAGAGGUGGAUGGUGGGAUUGUUAAUGAGGUGAAACUCUUAAGGAAAGAGAGCAGGAACAUGAAUUCUCGUGUCACACAACUCUACAUGCAGUUACUACAUGAAAUCAUCCGAAAGCGUGACAAUGCCUUAGAACUUUCACAACUUGAGAAUAAGAUUUUGAACCAAACUGCAGAUAUGUUGCAGCUUGCAAACAAAUACAAAGACUUGGAGCACAAGUACCAACAUCUGAUGACGAUCGCCAAUAAUCAGUCGAUAAUAAUUGCCCAACUGGAAGAACACUGUCAAAGAAUGCCACCCAUAAAGCCACUGCCACAAACACCGCAGCCACCAAAUAAAGUGUACCAGCCUCCUACUUACAACCGCAUUAUUAACCAGAUAUCUACUAACGAGAUUCAGAGUGAUCAGAACCUAAAGGUUCUGCCACCUACCUUACCAACCAUGCCUGCAGUGACCAGCAUUCCAACUUCAACUGAUAAACCAUCUGGGCCCUGGAGAGACUGUCUACAAGCAUUAGAGGACGGCCACGAUACCAGUUCCAUCUAUCUUGUAAAACCAGAAAACACAAACCAGCUUAUGCAGGUCUGGUGUGAUCAACGGCAUGACCCUGGUGGCUGGACAGUCAUUCAGAGAAGGCUGGAUGGGUCUGUCAACUUUUUCAGGAACUGGGAAACAUACAAGCAAGGAUUUGGUAAUAUAGAUGGAGAGUAUUGGCUUGGAUUAGAAAAUAUUUAUUGGUUAACAAAUCAAGGCAACUACAAACUGCUCAUAACAAUGGAAGACUGGUCAGGUCGAAAAGUGUUUGCUGAGUAUGCCAGCUUCAGACUGGAACCAGAAAGUGAAUAUUACAAGUUGAGACUGGGACGCUACAAUGGCAAUGCAGGAGAUUCCUUCACUUGGCACAAUGGGAAACAGUUCACUACGCUGGACCGGGACCACGAUGUCUACACAGGUAACUGUGCUCAUUACCAGAAGGGAGGAUGGUGGUACAAUGCGUGUGCUCACUCUAAUCUCAAUGGAGUUUGGUAUCGCGGAGGCCACUACCGCAGUCGCUAUCAGGAUGGUGUUUACUGGGCUGAAUUCCGAGGGGGAUCAUAUUCACUAAAGAAAGUUGUUAUGAUGAUAAGACCUAACCCAAACACAUUCCACUGAAAUAUCUCCUCUCUUGGUUUCCUUUCUUGUUCUAAAAAAAACACAUAAAGCUAGGAUGUUAUUACCUGGAAUUAUCUUUUCGGAAAGGAAGAGUGUAAGAUAUUGUACAUUUGUUGCUAAGAUGUGAGGGCUUGUAUAUUGUAUAGUCAAGAAUCACUCCAGGGGAAAAAAAAGUUGAAGAAAAAAAGAAGGAACUGAAGUGACAACAUUCAGAACACUUCUUGGUACUAAAAGUAGUGAUAUUAAGCCUUUUUUAGAACUGGCAGUUUAGAUGGAUUGUAGAUAAACUUUCUGGUUUUUAUUCCCUGUAAAUUAAGUUUGGAUG
Messenger RNA from Indicator indicator, 1798 nucleotides. It is a transcript of the gene ANGPTL2, whose product is annotated as angiopoietin like 2. The record is from RefSeq and is a predicted model, not a curated record. The transcript is spliced from 4 exons. Bases 1 to 1473 code for a protein of 490 amino acids. Lineage: Eukaryota; Metazoa; Chordata; Aves; Piciformes; Indicatoridae.